UAUUUUUUAAAUAUAAAUAUGAGAUUUGAUCAACAACAAAUACGUGAAUGUUCAAAAAGUGCAAAUAAUUCAUCUUCUAGCCUUUUAAAUAACGUCUUUCCUCAACAUUCUUCUUCCUCUUCUUCUUCCUCUACUAGACAAAAUAUUUCUGCAAAAUUUAAAAGAGCAUCUUCAGUUAGUGCUGUUGCCCCAACAACAAUUAAUAAUUGUAAAAAUGUAGAAUAUAUUAGUGUGGAUUUAUUUGGAUCUACAAUACAAUGUGUUGGAAAUAAUGGAGGAGGAGGAGGAGGUGGAGGAGGAAAUGUUGGAAAUAGAAAUGCUAGAAGUGUUACAGAUACUGGAACUGCACAAUUAAUAGAAGCAAUUCCUGGUCGUCGUUUGAUUGACUGUUUGGGCCCAUUUUUGGAAAGACAUGGAAUACCUGUUGGGUGUGCAGAAUUUUUACUAGAAAAAUCAACAACACCAAUACCUGAAACGUCAGAUUCUUUCUUUCUUGCAGGACAUAAAAUUUUUGUUAGAGUUAAAAAUAGCGCCGCUACAAACGCCGGUACAUGGUCUUCUGGUUCUUCAGUAACAGCAAUGCAACAGCGUCAAAAACAACAACAACCCAGACGAGAGACACGCCGUCGUUGUUCUGGUGUUAGCACUUUUCUCGGUGCUUUUACAAAUAAAGAUGAAAAUAUUUGUGGAAAGAGAAGAGAAUGUGGAUGUAUGGGAUCGCUUGAGGGGCAAUCUACAAAAUCAGCAACAAUAAUGACUACGUCAUCAGAUUCUUCUUCUUCUUUUACAACUCCUCUUCUUCCAAAAGAAGAGGAAUUAGAUGGAAGGCAGACUAAAAUUACACAGCAAUCCUGCGAAGUUGCAAAAUGCGAGAAAGAAAUAAUUUCUCCAAUAGACAACAAAAAUAUUCAAGAAAAUAAUAUAGUAAAUAUUGGUGACCAAAAAUUCGAAGAAAAUAAUAAUGUUGAGGAAGGAGAAGUAGAAGAAUUGUCUACAAAAGAAGGAAUUUUACUAGUGGACAAUAACAACAAACUAAAUAAUAAUAAGAAUGUGACAACCGAUAAAGAAGGGCGAACACUGCGCAAACAAACAACGACUAAGAACGGCAAUAAUAAUAAAAAUAAUUUGGAGGAAAAAAUUUGUGUUAAAAGCAACAUUAAUAAGAAAAUUGAAGGAAUGCAGAAAGGUCCUUUCUCUUCUUCUUCAUCCUUCUUUUCAUCAUCUGGUAAAACUGCUGCUGGGUGUGGUAAUAAUUCCUCUUCUUCUUCAUCUUCUACUAUUCGAUCAUCUACAACAAAUAUUAGUAGUGGCAAAUUAAUUACAAAUAAUUCAAAAAAUAAUUUUAACUCAUCGUUAUCAUCCACCACGGGGCCUAUUACUCCAAUAAAUUCAUUUUCUUCUUCAUUUUCUUCUUCCUCCCUUUCACCUCUGGUCAGUGAAGGAGGUGAAAAAGGAAGAAUCCCUACAACAACAACAAUAUCAAAGGCAACUGUGACGACAUUACUACCUGUCUCCGCAGCCGCGCGAAAAUCGUCCUUCACGCAAAAGAGGAGCAGAAUGAUGAUUAUGGGCAAACAUGGUCGAUGUCCCUCAACUUGUCCAAGCACUUCUCCUCCUCCCUCAGAUUCUAUAAAUUCUACAAACAUAACAACAACCAAUUCUUGUUUAGAUUCACCUGAUCAUUUAUGUCCAAAUCCUUCUAAUAUAAUUAAUUCUUCCUCUCAAUUACCACAAAAACGUAAAAGUUCUUUAAAUUCCGCAGCAUCACUUGCCGAUGCUCCUCCAACUUUAACUGCUAUUUUUGGUGGUGCCGCACAUAAUUCUCACAGUAGUAGUGACUUUCUUUUAAAUCGUCAUGGACGUUCUAAUGUUUUGGACGAAUUUAUGUCAGAAGAACAUAAGGGGAUUUCUGGUUCUCAACAAAUUCCAACUAGUUGUAGUCUAUUACAACUUCAACAUCAACAAAAUUGUAGUGAUGAUACUUCGUUAAAUUCACACUCAAUUGGAGGAGGGGGAUUUAUUGUAAGGCGAAAACACACUGUUGGAUCUGUGGGGACGGUAAACAGCAUUCAAUCAACAAUUAAUUCUUGUGGUGGUACUACAAUUGGAAGAAAAGGAAUUUUCUUUGUUAAGGUGGAUAAAAUUUUAAACCCAUUAAUAAAGUCUGGUUCUUAG
Molecule: messenger RNA, 2175 nt
Organism: Meloidogyne enterolobii
Lineage: Eukaryota; Metazoa; Nematoda; Chromadorea; Rhabditida; Meloidogynidae
Source: the annotation of a GenBank genome assembly